GGGAGGGGGGGGGGAUACAACUCCGUAGAGAGAAGAGAGAGAGAGAGAGAGAGAGAGAAGAAUGGGGAGGGCUUCAGCAGCUGCAGCAUCUUCGUCGUCGAAGAAAAGUUCAGAGCCAGAGGUCUUAGAGCGGAAGAGACUGAAGAAGCUGGCAUUCUACAACAACCUCUUAUCGGAGACUCCAGCCAAGACCAAUUCACCUCUUAACCCAUCCAAGCUCGUCUUGAAACACCACGGCAAAGAUAUUCUUAGGAAAUCUCAAAGAAAGAAUCGCUUCCUCUUUUCCUUUCCUGGUCUACUUGCUCCAAUUGCUGCCGGUGGCAAGAUUGGAGACCUCAAAGAUUUGGGAACUAGAAAUCCCAUUCUCUACCUCCAUUUUCCCCAGGGUGACAUGAAGCUGUUUGGGACCAUUGUCUAUCCGAAGAACAGAUAUUUAACGUUGCAAUUCUCUAGAGGAGGCAAGAAUGUUUUGUGUGAAGAUUACUUUGAUAGCAUGAUUGUGUUUUCUGAGGCUUGGUGGAUUGGAAGGAAAGAAGAGAACCCGGAAGAGGCCCGACUUGAUUUUCCCAAGCAAAUGUUUGAGAGACAGGGACAAGAAGAUGAAUAUGACUUUAAGGGUGGGGCAGGAGCAGCAUCUGUAAAUAAGCAAGUUGUUCACAAAAGUGGCUUUAAAUAUGUAGAGGAUGAGUCCCCUGACACUGAGCUUGAAAAUGAUUUAUCUGAUGAUAAAAACAAUUUGAAAGAUAUGAAGGAAACUGCACAAAUUCGACAUUCUGGGAGAACUGCUGGGAAAACUUUCAACAGGUUUGCAGAAGCUUCCUUUGGAGAUGAUUCUGUUGAAAGCAUUGUGGCUGAUGUAGCUAAGGAAGAAGGAGAAGAAGAAAAGAAUGUAAAAUCCAAUACUUCUUCCACCAUUGUUGACUUUGACAAGGAGGGUGCUAUUGAAGGGAAUUAUGUUUUCCAAAAAGUUCAAGCAUGUGCUGUUUCAGACACCAAGUUUAAGAAGCUCCCAGAAUCUGCUGUCAUAACAUUAUCUAAUAAAGAUUCUGAUUCACACGCUAAUCAUGGUUCGCUCGUUCAAGCUACCACAUCUACAUUAUUCAAUAAAGUGCAUGAUAAACGGAAAGUAGAAGAAAAGAAUGAGCCAAGAAGUUCAAGGAAAUCUCCAUCAUCAAAAGCUUCUGGUCGGAAAGUGCAGCUUGCUGGAAGGAAAAGGAAGAUAGAUCAGGCUGGAGGACCUAGAAAAAGAGGGAAAGUGACUGAAGGGAAAAAAUCUGGGACAGUAACGGAGGCAAAGAUGAAAGUAUAUGAGGUUGAAGAUGACGAUAUUGAAGAAUUCUCAAGCUCAACACAGUCUCCGGAUACCGAUGAAAGCGAUGAAGAUUGGACAGCUUAAGAUUAGAGUUCAACUGAAGGACGAAAAUCCCAAUCCAAACCUCAACAUUAUAUCCUAUCUGAAUCUAAAAUCCAAUGGUUUGUGUACGAAGGCUUGAUGAACUUCAGAUUUUUUUUUCUUAAAUUUUUUAAUUUUUUUUCUCCAAAUGAAAUUGUGGAACGCAUUUUUGUUUUGGGAGAAUCUAAUUUUUGUAUUCAUCAUAAUUUUAGAGAUAUAUACAAGAGCUCCUCUUUAUAUACAAAAGUAGAAUAGGAAACUAGAUAUAAUAGGAAGCGAAUUGAAAUAGGAAUUCACUGAUUAUUCUCUGAACCAUGUAUUGCAUUUAUCAUGGAAUUCAUUCAAUUAUGGGAUUCCCAUACUUUUUCUCAAA
This is a messenger RNA of Manihot esculenta (cassava), 1766 nucleotides long. RefSeq names its product DNA-binding protein RHL1. Gene Ontology annotation, biological process: DNA endoreduplication. Gene Ontology annotation, molecular function: DNA binding. Bases 62 to 1396 code for a protein of 444 amino acids. The transcript has 12 exons. Lineage: Eukaryota; Viridiplantae; Streptophyta; Magnoliopsida; Malpighiales; Euphorbiaceae. The record is from RefSeq and is a predicted model, not a curated record.